Messenger RNA from Puccinia graminis f. sp. tritici CRL 75-36-700-3, 1193 nucleotides. RefSeq lists its product as uncharacterized. Lineage: Eukaryota; Fungi; Basidiomycota; Pucciniomycetes; Pucciniales; Pucciniaceae. The transcript has 8 exons. The record is from RefSeq and is a predicted model, not a curated record. The coding region runs from base 1 to 1101 and encodes 366 amino acids.
AUGUACCAGUUUCCAAUCGGUUUCAUCCCCACCAUCGAGGAUCUGCUCGAGGACAACAAUUGCCCCGAGCCCGUGGAUCCAGCCGAGGCCAAGGUUCUUGAACCCAAGCAUCAACGCAAGUUUUGCACUCCGUCCAAGCACUUUUUGGGAACCAAUGCCAACACACGUGAUGACGAUUCUGAACAUCAAACUGAAUCAGAUGAUGACCGAUUGCGAGAUCCACUCCCAUUGACUUGGGGGGCGACCCCACCAGCAGCAGCACCUGGCAAUCUCACCACGAUUGGUGCUGGCUUGAUUGCUGAAGUCCAAGCGCAGUUGAACCUCACUGAGGCCAACUUGCAACUCGCCAAUCGACUCUUUCAAGCCACAGAAGAGGAGAAGUGGCGCCUCAACGUUCUUUUUUUUGUGUAUUUCCUUGGUAAAACCCCCACUGCGGGGCAGUUGGAUUCUCCUGUGGUGUCUACAGGUGCCAUGCCAGGGCAGCCGACACCAUUCACCUUUUCAAAUCAUAUCAAGUGUUUCAUGCGGGACAAGCUGCGUCAGAUCUUGGUCAAGGCAAAUGUCAAUGCCUAUACCCGAACCAUGACCUUAUCAGACUCAACCCCAAUCAGGCGCACUCCUUUGCUCCUGCUUAAACUCCUCUACAACAUCAAGGAAAUGAAUCACCGGCCUAUCGACGGCGCUGUUCCAAGCUUGGAUGCCCUGGUUGUUGUGAUCGAUCACAAUAUGGCCUUGCGCAAACAGUUGAGAGCCGUAGACGAGAUACAACGAAGUUAUCCUGACAAUGUCAAGACACGCCUGGCUUUUUUGCGCCUCUAUACCGUUGUACACCUCAUUCAUCGAGACCCCACACAGAACAUAUCGCAGUGGGAGAUGAUUGACCAACAAAUUGAAUAUGUCAAGAAACAAAGCGAUCUUUACCGUAUUGCGUAUGGUCGGGUAGUCCGAGCAAUUGACCACGAGCUUUUUGGCCAGAAGAAGAAUUUUGAUUGCAUCAACCAUGAAGAGAUCCGAGUUCCCAGUGAGGAAGAUGUAGAGGAAGAAAUCCGCCGCAUGUCUACUGGGGACCGAAGUGAAGGCCAAUCCAACCCUUUUGGUUGAGGGUGUGGACCUACCGGUGUAAUUCCCCAACACAACCAUUUUGCCUUCUGUUUCCUUCUGCUCACCCUUACUUCAAAAAAAAAGAGUAGUGG